Messenger RNA from Suillus clintonianus, 2328 nucleotides. RefSeq lists its product as uncharacterized. The transcript is spliced from 7 exons. Lineage: Eukaryota; Fungi; Basidiomycota; Agaricomycetes; Boletales; Suillaceae. The coding region runs from base 324 to 1892 and encodes 522 amino acids. The record is from RefSeq and is a predicted model, not a curated record. Gene Ontology annotation, biological process: carbohydrate metabolic process.
CACACAGCCAGCUCCGAGUCAGGAGCGGAUCAUCUCUUCAUCUGAUACUAACCGUCGAUGAUCUGCAAGUGUAACACCAUAAGUAUGAGGGCUCCGAGGAGUUCUUUACGUCGCUGGUCGCCGUAUCACACGAGGACGAGCGUUAAAAGGUAAUAUAGUAGCGUUAACGAAAUAUUUGUCAUCUAAGUGCGUUCUUUUUCGCCUCCCCGCUGAUAUUUACAGGUUGCUUCACCACUAGCACGUUGUCAAGCAUUUUCGCUCUUUUCUUUUUACAUUCGUUGACCCCCACCGCUCCUGGUCUAUCAAUUUUUUUUCUUAGAUAGAUGCGGAUUUUCGCGCUGCUGUCAGUGCUUGGUAUAGCACUACAGGUGCCAGUGGUGACCGCUCAAGACGGCUCCAUAUCUGGUCCAACCAGCAGCUCAUCUGCUGCUGGGUACUCAUGCGAUCCCAGCCAAUGCCAGUUGCCCAACUGCAAUUGUGCUAGCACGAGUCCCCCAGGUGGUCUUUCUCCUUCGGACGUACCACAAUUCGUUGUCUUCACUGCCGACGAUGCUAUUCAGUCCUAUACUAUCGACUCCGUUAAUCAGUUCCUCGCUCAACGGAAGAACCCGAACGGCUGCCCUAUCAAGAUGACGUACUUCACGUCUCUUAACUAUACCAACUACACGCUCGUCACCGAUUGGUACGUUGCAGGGAACGAAAUCGCUGAUCAUACGAUGACACAUGUCGGUUCACCUCCGGCGGAUGAGAUUAACGGCAACAUCAUUGCUCUCAAUGCACUGGCUGGCAUCCCGAUGAACGCCAUCCAAGGUUUCCGUGCUCCUUACUUAAACUAUACCGCUCAGACUUUGCAGCUCCUUGCGAAUGUUGAUUUCACAUAUGAUUCUUCCUCCGCCUCAUCAAUUCCUGUCACCGACCCAGGUACCGAUGCGUACUGGCCUUAUACGCUGGACUAUGGUCUUGCCAAUGAUUGUCUGACUGUCGAUGGUAUAUGCAAGGGCCUACCUAAGAUCCCUGGCCUUUGGGAAAUUCCUAUGUAUGCAUUCUUUGACGACCUCGGGGUCGACGGUCCGCACCUCAUGGACCCCUGGCUGGAUACUGCCAAUGGGGCCAGUGCCGUAAACGACAGUGCCACAUUUGAGUACAUGAAAAAUACAUUUACAGAUCAUUACGCUGGUAAUAGGCAACCAGUUGGUCUCUACACCCAUCCCAUUCAUCUUUCGACCACUUAUCCCGGUGUUGACCCCCCAAACAGCACGAUCAAGAUGAUAAAUGAAUACCUCGAUUGGGUUCAAAUGCAGCAGGAUGUCUGGAUCGUUUCGAACGAGCAGCUUCUUGCUUGGGUCCGAAACCCUGUGCCUGUAUCGGAGCUAGACUCCUUUGAGCCUUUGAAGUGCCCGACUCCGCAGGUUGACCCGUCUACCAAGAUUUGCAAUGGUAUUCCUCAGAACGAAGCUGGUCUCCUGGAGGAAUGUGACUUUUCUGACUUCCCUUUCUUCACUUGCUAUGGCUGCCCGCAAGUAGAGGUAUCCCCUUCAAAUCCGAACCCACCGCAGCAAGUCCCAACGGGCGAACAGAUGAGAUACAGACUACCUUCCAACUGCUCCACACCUUUCUGGGAUCCUAUUGCCGGGUCGUGCCUGUGCCAGUCCUCCGAAUGCGCAUUCACGGAUAACUCGCGACCUAUCGGGCCCAACGGAGCAAACUUAACUGGUGGUGGAACCGGCGGUGACGGAGAUAGCGAUUCUUUCGGUACACCGACGCCCACGUAUAUCAACUUCAAUGGCGCCAAUCCCAUUAAGCUGUGGAGUGGCAGUCUCAUUGGCAUGACGUGCGCUUUAGCUGUGGGCGCCUUUGGCGCUGCCACAGGAUGGGCUCUCGUUAACGUUUAAGAGAUGAAAGAGCAUAGAACUCUUCGAACACUGACACUGUAUGAUAUUCACUGGACAUAGGUUUACGAUCAUUACUUUUCAUGAUGCCUUAUCGACUUUCUCACCUACUUACUCGCAACACUUGGGCCGCAUUAAUGAACCACUGACUCAUGUUGAUAGCCAGGACUAGUACUACUGUAUACAUAUUCGCCCGGCUUUAUUGUUGCUCGUGUUAUCUUAGAGCAUAUGUCGGUAGCCGCAUCUGUCGAUAAAUAAAAUGACAAGUCCUUCUCUAGUUUAGGCUGCAGGAGGAUUAAGUGCGAUUAGGUUGAAUUACGAAAGACGCACCGCGCGUGAUCGUUUGAACUCUACCUUACAAUUUCAUAGGCUAGCCGCGCCAAGUUAUAGGAGCUUGCAGUUACACUUACACGCAAUAUUGCCUGUUGACAUCCAUUUC